UUCUAUCUACUCAAGAACCAUCAAGAACAAGCCAUGCCACCAAAGAAAAGAAGAGGAAGGAAGCCGAAAAGAAAAAAUUAUGAUGAUGCUGAAAAUGCUUCCCUAUCUGAGUCAACCAAUCUUAACAACAUGUCAGAUUCUUGGGAAUGUCCUAUUUCUGCUAGAAAGAAUUUAACUGAGAAUUCGAAAGAGAUUUCUAAUUGUCGCCGCAGCACCUUAAGAUCUGCUUCAAAGCCUAUUCAAAAUGGAAUAACAUCUUUGUUAAGAGGGCAUUCUUCUGCUCCUGAUGACAUCCAACAAGUUGAUGAUCCAGCCGAGACGAUCGAUUCGGAAAAAGAUUUUGAUAUAAAAGAAUCUCCUUCAAGAAACCUGGUAGCAUUUGUUCCUGCUCCAACAUUGGAACUUAUCCCUCUUGAGCAUGAGAAUUUGGAAGGUGAAACAUCAGAUGAUAAUCAAAGGAAGUGUAUUUUAAGCGGUGGAUGCUCGUCCCCAUCAUAUAGUUCCGAACUAUCUGAAAUGGUUGCUAUGAUGGGGAAAGAAAAUGGUGAUGAGGCUGAUUCUGAUAUACCGAGUGAUAUACGGAGUCAGGAUAAGGACACGGUGAAUGGAUAUCAUGUGAAGAUGGAAUUCAUGCCAAUAUUAAGAAGAAUAAUGGACAAACAUGGAGAUAUUGCUCGGAAUUGUGUCACGGAAUCGGCGAAACACAGGUCAGAAUUGUUGGAGAUUAUCUGCGGAAUCAUAUUGGAUUUCGAAAAGAAAGAUGUUCGCAGUAUUAAAGAAAGUUCCUUGAGAAACAAGAUUGCUCUUGUAGAUGGAAUAAGAAAUAUGAAAGUGGAAGUUGAAUGGCUGAGCAAGAGGCUAACCGAGGUACUCGAGGCAAAGAAGAUUCUUAUGCAGUCUAGCGAGCUGAAACAGAAAGCAGCUAAGAAUAGGAAGCUUGUGGAACAGUCUGAGCUUGAGUUGGAAGAAUGUGAAGCACAGAAGAAGGAACUGUCUGAGAAGCUGAAAACCGUAUGCGAGAAAGAGAUUCUUUGCAAAGAGAAUCUGGCCAGAGCAAAGGAUGAGUCUGCCGCGACAUCACGAGUAGUCGGGUCUGCCAUAUCUAAAGUCGGACGCUUUCUUAAUUGCUCAAUGGUUGAUGCAUUGAUUUAGCUUUGCACUUUCAGCUUCCUGAUUUCUCAGUGUAAUAGUUUUAGGAUUGCUUUAUGUGUCUUUAACUCCUUUUAUUUGAGGCUAUGUUGCCUCACAUCUCUUGCAUGGCUUGAACAAUUACAUUAUGAAUUUGGUUGAGGAAAGUAACAACACUUCAGUGAAGUAGGUGUGUAAUGUGUUGUUAUGCUUUAUUGGAAGUUGAAUAUUCUCUUAACUAGUAUAGCAACAAGUUGGUUCUCUGACAUGCUUUCAACUUUAAGAAUCCUUUGUUC
Molecule: messenger RNA, 1424 nt
Organism: Vicia villosa (hairy vetch)
Lineage: Eukaryota; Viridiplantae; Streptophyta; Magnoliopsida; Fabales; Fabaceae
Exons: 3
Coding region: 34-1152 (372 amino acids)
Source: RefSeq, a predicted model, not a curated record